AUGGAUAACGUCGAUGAAAUGAAGAUUGUCACAGGGGAUGUAGCAGGAGAGGAAAGGAGACAGAAUGGGAUGAGUCAAGUGGAUGGGAUUAAACUUCCUCGGGUGUCGAUUCAGUUUUGUACGCAGUGUAAAUGGAUGUUGAGGGCGGCUUAUUUUGCACAAGAACUCCUCUCAACCUUCGGAACAGAUAUCGGUGAAGUCGCUCUUCAACCUAGUACCGGUGGUACAUUUAUUGUCGAAUUAUUUACAGAUGCGAACGCGAACAAGACUGCUACUAGUAAUGUAGAAAGAGAAGCUGAAAAGAACGUGGAUGAAGUAAAGGAAGUUAAGGUAUUGAAACAUACGCUUUGGGAUCGGAAGAGUGAGGGCGGAUUUCCUGAACAGAAGGUGGGUUUGGAUGCGGAAAGAGAUUGGGGUUUUCGAAGUGGAUUUUGGUCAAAUCUGGGAAUUUAUGACUCGAUAGGUCAGAUCACUGAUUGCAAUACGAAUUUAGAAACGAAAGAAUUGAAAAAGAGACUCAGGAAUAUCAUUGAUCCGUCAAGAGAUUUGGGUCAUGUUGAUGGAAAGAAAUCAACAACAUCAACGGCCACUCCUUCUACCUCCAACCCAGCGCCUACCAACCCACUCCCAUCUUCAGCACAGCAAGAUUCCGCGCCAACAGCGAUCAAAGCAUCUACCUCAAGCCAAGCUAACACCGUAUCUCAACCGCCAGCUGCCAGCCCCGCCACUACUUCCGAGUUGAUUGAAGCGAAGCCAGAAGAGGUAAAGGAGAAGAAGCAAGAAGAAGAGAAAGUAACUUUAAAUGAGAGAGGUAAAAUUGUAAUCACGGGUCUGAAAGGAGAGGGAGGAUUUGGGGUAUGUAGACCGGGAGAUGAGGACUGUGGUGGAUUUUAA
This is a messenger RNA of Botrytis sinoallii, 894 nucleotides long. RefSeq lists its product as uncharacterized. The transcript has 4 exons. Lineage: Eukaryota; Fungi; Ascomycota; Leotiomycetes; Helotiales; Sclerotiniaceae. Bases 1 to 894 code for a protein of 297 amino acids. The record is from RefSeq and is a predicted model, not a curated record.